ACCUCAUCCAACCUUGCCAGAGACGGGGUAUAUAACGCAAGGCAGCACUGAACCUGGAGAACAGGAAGCUAGCUUGUCUUCAAUAAGGUUAACAUCAGGAAAGGACAUUUGAAGACUUUACAGAAGGCAAAAUGUUGAUGAAAGUAGAAGAUCUGGUGACUGGAAAGACAAGUACAAACAAAGACACUGGAGAUUUUGUGUCUGGAGAACAUGGAGAAUAUGAAACUUCUGUAACCUUAGAAAAACAAGAUGACUUGAGGACAACUUCCAAAUCAUUGAUUGAUCAAGAAGAGGAGGAACAAGCAAGACAGAAACAGCUUAAAGCUGAGAUCGUUAAGAAGAAACUAGAUGAACGCCCAAAGCUUGAUAGCUUGGAAGAUCUGCAAGCUAUAAUAAAGCUGAGAAAACAAAAAAGAUGCAAAAAAGUAAGAGUGCUGGUGGUGAAGGAACCAGAACCAGAACCAGUGAUUGAACAUGUGGAUGAAGAGACAUUCUUAAAAGCUGCCCUGGGAAACAAGCUGACUGUGGUGGAGAAAUACUUGGCUGAUGGUGGUGAUCCAAAUGCCUGUGAUGAGUACAGGCGCACGGCGCUGCACAGAGCAUGCUCAGAAGGACACCUUGCCAUUGUUGAGAAGCUAGUUGAAGCUGGAGCAGAUCUUGGAUUCCGCGACAUGCUUGAAUCCUCAGCAAUUCAUUGGGCCUGCCGUGGUGGAAGUGUUGAUGUUUUAAAAUUACUGCUUAAUAAAGGAGCGAAAAUCAACGCCAAAGACAAGUUGUUGAGUACUCCCCUACACGUUGCAGUGAGAACCGGACAGUAUGACUGCGCAGAACACCUCAUUGCAUGUGAAGCCGACCUGAAUGCCAAAGAUCGGGAAGGAGACACACCAAUGCAUGACGCAGUGAGACUAAACCGCUACAAGAUGAUAAGACUCUUGAUCCUGUAUGGAGCCAACUUAUCCAUCAAUAAUUUUGCGGGAAAGACACCGAUGGAACUUGUCCUUCAGUGGCAGAAUGGCACAAGAGAGAUAUUCAGUGGCCUCCAGGACAAGUCAUACAAGGGCUCCGAUAUACAGCAGUUCUGACCGAGCUGCCAGACGCCAUCACUCUGAGAAGGCAUUUGCCAGGCACUUUCUUUCUUUAUUUAUUUUUUUUGCUACACGCUAUGAGACAAGACUAUUCCAUAUUAUUUAUUUGAAACUUCUUGCACUUUUCAAUGUUUUAAUAUAUGUAUUAAUUUAUUGAUGUAUGUUUAGUAGUUCUACAUUACUAUUGCGUUUUAUACUAAUUCCAUGAAGGCAGAAAAUCAAAAAAAAAAAACUUUUCUUGCCUGAUUGAUAUAGUUCUUUUAACAUAUAGAUGACGUACAUAUGUGUAAAUGCUUCAGACUAUGGCAUUUACCAUUUCUGUUGGACUACAAAGACAUGACGCGGGUAAAGCUGGGAAAUGUUCCUGGCUGUAUGUUUAGAAAUGUAACGCUUCUGCCGUGGGUCAGGCCCAAUUCAUUUGUGGCUUCCCACCCAUCGGAGUUACAUAACCUAUAACGGAGACAAACGUAACGUCGGUAAACAGAGGGGGCGUUGUCUGUUGAGCCGGUGAUCUUAAGACGUGGACAACAUCUUUGUGUUGCUUUGGCUCACUCAUGAAGUCUAUUGAGUUGGAGUAGAAGCACCAGAUGUGUCCAGAACACUGAGCUGAUCGAACACAGAAAAUCCAUUUUCUGGUCUUAUUAACCCCUGUCUGUAGCUUGUAAUGAAGGUAUUGUGUCACAAGAGUCAUUGUUGUGCUUCUUCAUCUUGGGAACAGUGUAGCGAAAGGGAUACGUGAAAGUACAUCAGGCCCUUUUCUCCAAUUUCCAAGAAGCACAUUGGGUAGACCCCUACGAUGAUGACCCCUUAAAUGAUGUACUCGUUCUCUAAAGACACACUUUGCUGAAUACACUUAUGUCUAGUGCACGCCGCAGGGAAUCACUCAUACACCGCUCCCUGGGGCCCCCCACCAUGCAUAAGACAGUAUAGUUCUUUUGUGUAGAGAGUAACUUUAAAAGAAGGCCAUUUAUCCUUGGUUAACAUUUUCCCCUAUAACUGAACAAUGGGAAUAGACGUGGACGUUGACAGGUCUGUGUUCCCCAAUGACUUUAGUGCACACAAGCAGAAUGCUCUACAAGCUAUUAUGGCAAAGAAACGGUUUAGGACCCCCCCCCCCAUAUAAUGUCCUUAGCGACAUCGGGGUUCUGAGUCAGAAGUAAUGAUGGUCACAGUAUGGUGGUCGAGACACCAGAUGUCACUGGAAUGAAAUGCAAUGCAUUGCAACUGGAAAAGUUUGUACUUAGAAGGUCCUUUUGUAUAUUUGUAUUGUAGUUUCUGUACAUUUUGUAUUUGAUUUUCUGUAUUUAUGACAAAGGUCUUGACUUUAUACUGUACCAAGUAAUGGAACAAUGGGAGUCAUACUGAUUCUUUCUAAUACAGAGUAACUUCUAUAUCAGAUUUGACAAGGUCUUAUAAUGAAUCAAACUCGCAUGGAUCUCGCAGUAUCACAGAGGGCCUCUGGCGCUUGGCGUGUGCCCACCUGGCACUCAGUAAGCCUGUGAUCUCGAGUAGAGAUCCUGCAUAGCGGUGAUUGAUUGUUGGAAAGGCCAAAACUGUAAUGUGUGUAAUAGUAUGGAUGAUGAGCGACAAGAUGAAGGAUGACUAAUGUGCGCCUCCUAGUGGUGCCUACCUUGUAACAUGUUGCUUUCCUGUACUAUAGACGACUACGGAACUAAGUGUUUAAAAAGAGCAUUAAAAGGGGUUGCGUCACUUCAGCAAAUGGCAUUUAUCAUGUAGGUAAAGUGAAUACAAGGCACUUACUAAUGUAUUGUGAUUGUCCAUAUUGCCUACCUUUGCUGGCUUGAUUCAUUUUUCCAUCACAUUAUUAUACACAGCUCGUUUCUAAGGGCUAUAGCCACCGCUCCAGCGCAGAUACGAGGGAUGGGAUCUGAUGCGCCAUUCUAUGGUCCCAGACACCAUACAGUGUACAAGCAAGACCACUGAUGGAUUGCAGGGUGGUCAUUACCGCUGGAUAGGAGCAGUGUACACUGUGAUGGAAAAAUGAAUCCAGCCAGCAGAGGAAGCAAUAUGGAGAAUCACAAUACAUUAGUAAGUGCCUUGUAUUCACCUUCUCUACAUGAUAAAUGCCACUUGCUGAAGUGAGACAACCCCUUUAAACCUGUAUUUGUGCAAAGCUAUAACAACUCAAUGUGCACUUGCUGCUCACCAGCCACUGACCAAGCUUUUUGUGCACGUAUAAUGAGGGCACAAUAUACAGAAAUAUUUUAGAACUGCUCGAUCGUCCACCCUUAAAGGGAAUGUAUGGGUUUUGGAAAACAUGGCUGCUUUCUUUCAAAAGCAGCAUCCUAUCUGUCCACAGGUUUUGUCUGUGAUUGCAGCUCAAGCCCAACUCAAUGGCCAUGUGCUGCAAUACCAAGCCCAAUGCACGGACAGGGAGGCUCCGGUUUUUGGAAGAAUGCGGCCAUGUAUUUCUAAUCCCGGACAAACUUGUUACUGCAGAACUCUGACAGACUGAAGCCACAAAACUAAGAAGGGAUUUUGAGUAAAGUAUUUAAUUGGAAAGAAAUCUCAACAAUUCCAUGUUUUAUGGUUUCAUCAGAAAAAAAAAAAUAUAUAUUCUGUUUAGCAAUAAAUUUGUUAAACUUUU
Molecule: messenger RNA, 3693 nt
Organism: Bufo gargarizans (Asiatic toad)
Lineage: Eukaryota; Metazoa; Chordata; Amphibia; Anura; Bufonidae
Gene: ANKRD1
Product: ankyrin repeat domain 1
Exons: 9
Coding region: 132-1082 (316 amino acids)
Biological process (GO): regulation of transcription by RNA polymerase II
Cellular component (GO): nucleus
Molecular function (GO): RNA polymerase II-specific DNA-binding transcription factor binding
Source: RefSeq, a predicted model, not a curated record